Messenger RNA from Cynoglossus semilaevis (tongue sole), 3229 nucleotides. It is a transcript of the gene gtf3c3, whose product is annotated as general transcription factor IIIC, polypeptide 3. Gene Ontology annotation, biological process: transcription by RNA polymerase III. Gene Ontology annotation, molecular function: protein binding. The transcript is spliced from 18 exons. The record is from RefSeq and is a predicted model, not a curated record. Bases 93 to 2900 code for a protein of 935 amino acids. Gene Ontology annotation, cellular component: transcription factor TFIIIC complex. Lineage: Eukaryota; Metazoa; Chordata; Actinopteri; Pleuronectiformes; Cynoglossidae.
GUUGACGUAAAGGCGGAAGUUGCUUGUUUUGAUUGCUUUACAUCUCACCCCAUGUGUUGUCGCUGUAACGGUCUGUGGAGCUUCAGAGGACCAUGUCGGGGUUCAGCGCGGAGCUCAUCGACUACUUGGAGGGUCGCAUUACAUUUGAAGAGUUUGACAGAAGACGGGAUGAGAGAAAAGCAAAGGAGUCUGCGCUCUCUGCUGUAGAUGUGAAAGAUUAUGAUGAUGAUGCUCAGCCUUCUACCUCAGCACACGUCUCAGCAAGGACACAAGAAGAGGGCGUAAGUCCAAGUGUCCAACUGGUGUUUGACUCCAUGCUGGGAGAAACCUCACAAACCGUCUCUUCUGGAGAGGAAGAGGAGGACGAAGAUGAUGACGAUGAAGAUGACGAUGAAGAAGAGGACAGCUUGAGUUACGUUGAUGAUAAAGAUGAUGAGGAUUACAAGAUGGAGGAGGAGGAGGAGGAAAUGGUGAAGAAGGGCCCGACGGAGAAAAAGAGUAAAAAAAAAGCAGGUACGGGGAAGCAGACAGAGAAGGAGGUAGAAGACCCAACAGUUGGUGACAUCUUCGCACUGGAGAUGGAGCUCAACAGGAAAAGCAAGAAGAUCAUGAAGGAGCGGCGCCAUCGCAGUAAGCUGCCUCGAGCGCUCCGAGGCCUGAUGGGAGAAGCCAACAUCCGCUACGCCAGAGGAGACAAAGACGACGCCAUUGUGAUGUGUAUGGAGAUCAUUAGACAGGCUCCACUGGCCUACGAGCCUUUCUCCACGUUGGCCAUGAUCUAUGAGGAUGACGGCCACAUGGACAAAGCUCUGCAGUUCAGCUUGAUCGCUGCUCACCUCAAUCCCUCUGACUGUGAUGAGUGGAUCAGACUGGCAGAGCUGUCGCUGGAGCAGGACAACAUCCGCCAGGCCAUUGUCUGCUACUCCAAAGCCAUUAAGUAUGACCCAACUAACGUGCGCUACCUGUGGGAACGCUCCAGCCUCCAAAUGCGAGUUGGAGACCACAAGCAGUGCAUGGACGGCUACCGCAGGAUCCUGUCCCUGCUGCCACAGGAGGAUGGAGAACACUUCAUGCAACUGUCCAAGGACAUGGCCAAGAGCUAUUAUGAAAGUAAUGACAUGGCCUCAGCUCUGAGUGUGAUCGAGGAAGCUCUGGCACGACACCCCACGCUGGUCAGCGAUGAUUUUAUCAACAUGGCGGCUGAACUUUACAUCUCUAGUCAUCAGUACAGCAAAGCUAUGAAGGUCUUGAUCCAGUUUGCAGGUGUUACUGUGGUCAGGGAUGCACAGUCACAGGAGGUUUCUGUUAAAGAGGAUAUGACACAGGAGCAGCAGGAGAACGCGGGAGGCUCUACGACUGAAGAGGAGAACAGUGAAGUUAAAAGUAUCCAAGUUCCAGACUCUGUACCAGUGGACCUAAAGGCCAAACUGAUAGUUUGUCUCAUACAUCUCCACUCCUACACACCUGUGGAGAACCUGGUGUCAUCACUGAUGGAGCAGAGUGCAGAGGACAUUGGUGACCUGUACCUGGACGUAGGUGAGGCCUUCCUGGAAGAGGGCGAGUACAUGUCUGCUCUGCCUCUGAUGUCUGCGCUGGUCAUAUCAGAAAAGUACAAUCUGGCAGUGGUUUGGCUCCGACACGCAGAAUGUCUGAAGGCACUGGGCCACGUAGAGGCGGCAGCAGAAAGUUAUAUCAACGUGGUGAAGAUGGCCCCGCAGCACCUAGAGGCCCGGCUCACGUUGGCCACCAUACAGCAGCAGCUGGGUCGACCUGAUCGAGCUCUCAAGGCCCUGGAGUCCAUGUAUGACAGUGAAACGCUCUCACAGGACUCGUCGGCUGCACAGAAGGAACUGAAGCUCCUUCUUCAUCGGUCAACGCUGCUGAAGACUCAGGGCCAAACACAGGACUACCUGGAUGCUAUGAUAACAAUGCUCUCCAUGCUGCUGAAGGUGGCUAUGCAGCGGGCAAAAGUGUGUGUUCGUUCUGUCAUCAUCUCAGGUGAAACUCACCUGAGGUUGGUACAAGCCAGUGACACUGUGCCGGAAAUUGAUGACCAUGUCGCCGCAUAUCUGGACAAUACUGGCAAAACCAAUGUUCUGUCCAAAGAGGAUUGGUGGCAGCUGCUGGUCAGCUGUAUGCUGACCCUGAGUGAGGUGCAGCGCUACAAGGAGACUAACCUGCUGGUGGAAUCUGCCAUGGAGUUCUAUUCCUUUUAUGACAACAAGCCCAAGAGAAAGGAGCUGGAGUUUUUCGGCCUGUCUGCCACCAUCCUGGACCGCAACUACUACAAAGCCUACAACUACAUCAGGUUAAUGCUGAUUGAAAAUGUGGAUGUGCCUCAGUUGUGGAACAUUUUCAACCAGCUGACAAUGAGGUCUCAGCACCAACGUCAUCAUCGAUUCUGUCUACGUAUGCUGAUCAAACACCCAAACAACCAUGCCCUGUGUGUCCUAUGUGGGCACAACGCUAUGGUCUCAGGAAGCUUCAAACAUGCUUUGGUCCAAUACAUUCAGGCCUUCCAGAGUCACUCAGACGACCCACUGUACAGCCUGUUUGUGGGUCUCACCUUCUUCCACAUGGCUUCUCAGAAGUACGUAACCAAGCGACACGUCCUCGUGAUUCAGGGUUUUUCCUUUCUGUGGCGAUACCUGGAGCUGCGUGGAGAGUGUCAGGAGAGCUUUUAUAACCUGGGCAGAGCGCUCCAUCAGAUGGGCCUCACACAUUUGGCCAUUCAUUACUACCACAAGGCCCUGGGGCUUCCCGCUAAGAAACUGGAGGGUAUCCCUGAUGACCAGGUGGAUCUGACACGGGAGAUCGCCUUCAACCUGUCACUCAUCUAUCAGGCCAGCGGGAACAUCGAGAUGUCACGGCAGAUGAUCAACACCUACUGCAUAGUUUAAAAUUAGAUUAAAAACCACUGUUUUUCUUACUCAGUUUUAUUUCCUGUACUGUAGAAAUUUUUUUCCAGUAUUUAUUUAAUUUAAUUCUAUGCAAAUGUAAUGUACAGUUGAAGUUGUACAGCAGGGAUAUUUUUGUAUGUACAUUGUAGUUUAUGUAUAGAUUUGUAUAAUUAUGUACAAAGUAUCUGAGACUUAUAGUAGUUUUAAGUAUUUAAAAUUCACAAUAUUGUUAAAAUGCUUAUUACCAUUAGUUGUUGCUUAAGUUUGUAGAAAUAUUUGUAAAUAUUAUUUUUGUUAAAUAAAAAUAUUCAGGAAAAUACUUUAGAGUA